Messenger RNA from Orbicella faveolata, 1182 nucleotides. Its product is annotated as epididymal sperm-binding protein 1-like. Gene Ontology annotation, molecular function: heparin binding. Lineage: Eukaryota; Metazoa; Cnidaria; Anthozoa; Scleractinia; Merulinidae. Gene Ontology annotation, cellular component: cell surface. The record is from RefSeq and is a predicted model, not a curated record.
UUCAGUGAAUAUGCAAAUACUUUGAGAUAUAUUAGCCCUCAAACUGUCUGCUCACAAACUCUGAGAGUCCGACAUUGCCCUAUUACCAAAGCUGACAACCAAACACUCGUCAUGAUUGCUUUGAGUUUCUUUCUUUUUGCGUUUGUGUACCUCGCACAUUCCAGUCGCUACUAUGGUUACUAUGCUCAUGGAAACCAAGGAGAAGCUAAUUGUGUGGCAAAGACAACGGCUGGCCAAUGCUGCAGUAUACCUUUCACUUACAAAGGAGUAACAUACCAUUCCUGUACUAAAACUGAUCACAACAAGUUUUGGUGUUCGCUGGACGCUGUCUACAAGGGAAAGUGGGGAAAUUGUGCUGAAUGUGUUCAAAAGACAACGGAUGGCCAAUGCUGCAGUAUACCUUUCACUUACGGAGGAGUAACAUACCAUUCCUGUACCAAAAAACAUCACAACAAGUUGUGGUGUUCGCUAGACGCUGUCUACAAGGGAAAGUGGGGAAAUUGUGAAGCUAAAUGUGUGGCAAAGACAACGGCUGGCCAAUGCUGCAGUAUACCUUUCACUUACAAAGGAGUAACAUACCAUUCCUGUACCAAAGCUGAUCACAACAAGUUUUGGUGUUCGCUGGACGCUGUCUACAAGGGAAAGUGGGGAAAUUGUGCGUCCUCAACAGAAGCUCAAUGUGUCCAAAAGACAACGGAUGGCCAAUGCUGCAGUAUACCUUUCACUUACAAAGGAGUAACAUACCAUUCUUGCACCAAAGCUGAUCACAACAAGUUUUGGUGUUCGCUGGACCCUGCCUACAAGGGAAAGUGGGGAAAUUGUGCUGAAUGUGUUCAAAAGACAACGGAUGGCCAAUGCUGCAGUAUACCUUUCACUUACGGAGGAGUAACAUACCAUUCCUGUACCAAAAAACAUCACAACAAGUUGUGGUGUUCGCUAGACGCUGUCUACAAGGGAAAGUGGGGAAAUUGUGAAGCUAAAUGUGUGGCAAAGACAACGGCUGGCCAAUGCUGCAGUAUACCUUUCACUUACAAAGGAGUAACAUACCAUUCCUGUACCAAAGCUGAUCACAACAAGUUUUGGUGUUCGCUGGACGCUGUCUACAAGGGAAAGUGGGGAAAUUGUGGUAAGCAUUGCAGUGAUGCUGUGAUUAACUAAACACUUAACAAUAAAUAUCUCUAA